AUGAGUCUCGAACCGGGAAAACUUGACGUUAGCCAACGUCGACAAAUUAUGACGACCGUACAACAACAAUUAGCGAUUCAAAUGGCCCAAGAACUUCUUCAAAAAUUGUCUGAUAAAUGUUUCAAAGCAUGUGUUCCAAAGCCUGGUGGUACUCUUUCUAGUUCUGAACAAAAAUGUAUCGGUCAAUGUUCUGAUCGUUACAUGGAAGCGUGGAAUAUUGUCUCACGUGCGUAUGGUGAACGGAUCAAGCGUGAACAGCAACGACAAUGA
Messenger RNA from Adineta ricciae, 270 nucleotides. The record is from the annotation of a GenBank genome assembly. NCBI's taxonomy places the organism in Eukaryota, Metazoa, Rotifera, Eurotatoria, Adinetida, Adinetidae.